Triticum turgidum subsp. durum (durum wheat) is the source of this 963-nucleotide messenger RNA. The record is from the annotation of a GenBank genome assembly. Lineage: Eukaryota; Viridiplantae; Streptophyta; Magnoliopsida; Poales; Poaceae.
AUGAGCGCCACCAGGCCGGACCACCGGCGGCACCAGUCGCCGUUCCUCCGGGACCUCUCGUCCCCGAUAUCCUCGUCCUUCCGCAUGCCCCCGGCGUCCGUGCGCCGCGAGGCCCAGGCCUCCACCCCGCCGCCGCCUCCCCCGCUGCUCUCCCUCGAUGACCUGUCCCGCCACUCCCCCUCCCCGCCGCCCUACACGCCUCCGCAGGCAGCCAUGUCCCCGUCGCCUCCUCCCCCUCGCGGGGGGCUCUUCUCCACCCCGCAGCGCUCCAACGGCUCCCCCUCCCCGGCGGCGUGGUGGUCCCCCUCGAGGGAGGAGAAGGCCAGGGAUAGUUCCCCGGUCGACGGAGUCGUACAUCAGCAGCAGUCCCCGGCGACGGCGUCCGGACAGCAGCCGCAGCAGCAGCAGCAGCAGGUGGCGCUGAUCACGCUGCCGCCGCCCAGGGAGGUCGCGCGUCCGGAGAUGCCGAGGGACUCGGUGCUCUCCACUGGCCGGGUCGACGAGGAGGAAUGGGUCACCGUUUUUGGUUUUCUGCCGGUUGAUACCAACUUUGUACUGAGAGAAUUUGAGAAAUGUGGGUUAGUCUUGAGACACGUUCCUGGUCCGAGGGAUGCGAACUGGAUGCAUAUCUUGUAUCAGAGCCGUCAUGAUGCACAGAAGGCACUCGCCAAACAUGGUCAGCAGCUAAACAGUGUUCUUAUCAUUGGGGUGAAGCAAGUGGAUCCAUGGCAGCGACUGUAUCUGAACGAAAACACCGAUGACACCUACAACGGCGGCAUGUCGGUUCCAUUUCCGUUGCAAGCCGUAGCGCCGAGCGGUUUCACUACCAGGAACGCGUUAGCGCCUUUGCCGAGCAAUUCCAUGCAAAACGGCAACGAGGGCAACCGCGGGGCAUCCGGCGCCAUCGCUUCGCCCGCGAAAUCGGUCUUGUCCAAAGUCAUGGACGUGAUGUUUGGCCUCUAA